Ictidomys tridecemlineatus (thirteen-lined ground squirrel) is the source of this 1010-nucleotide messenger RNA. The record is from RefSeq and is a predicted model, not a curated record. Lineage: Eukaryota; Metazoa; Chordata; Mammalia; Rodentia; Sciuridae.
GAGGAGACUGUCUUCCUUUCAUCUGGAACAGUUCCUGUGAGUUGACACCUCUUAGGAAACAGAUUAAACACUUCCACAACACUCAUCACAUUUACAUAACAAAUUCUUCCACAACAAACAAAAACUGAGUGCAGACAAUAACAUGAACAACAACAAGGCAAAGGGCUGCUGAUUGGUCCCAACUUUGGAAACCCCAUGGAUAAAAGAGCCCAACUGCAAGGAGUCCUCAUAUCCUGCAAACUCACUCACCUGUGAACAGGAUCCCACCCUCCACAGCUCACACCAUGGCCCGCUCCAGCUGCUCCUCUUGUUGCAAGCCUACCUGCUGCAGAACCACCUGCUGCAAGACCACCUGCUGGAAACCAGCCUGUGUCACCAGCUGCUGCAGCACAUCCUGCUGUCCACCCAGCUGCUGUGAGCCUUGCUGCUGCCCUAGUUGCUGCAUCAUUCCCUGCUGCCAGCCCUGCUGCCCUCCUACUUGCUCUCAAACCACCUGCUGUAGGACCACCUGCUCCAAAAAGUCCCAUGUGACCUGCUGCUGCAGCACACCCUGCUGCCAGCCCUCCUGCUCUUGCUGGGAUAUCAUCUGCUGCAAGACCACCUGCUGCAAGCCAACCUGUGUGGUCAGCUACUGUAGCACACCCUCAUGUAAGCCCAGCUGCUGUGAGCCUUGCUGCUGCCCCAGUUGCUGCAUCAUUCCCUGCUGCCAGCCCUGCUGCCCUCUUACUUGCUCUAGAACCACCUGCUGCAAGGCCACCUGCUCCAAAAAGUCCCAUGUGACCCACUGCUGCAGCACACCCUCCUGUAAGCCCAGCUGCUGUGAGCCUUGCUGCUGCCCCAGUUGCUGCAUCAUCCCCUGCUGCCAGCCCUGCUGCCCUCUUACUUGCUCUAGAACCACCUGCUGCAAGACCACCUGCUCCAAAAAGUCCCAUGUGACCCGCUGCUGCAGCACACCCUGCUGCCAGCCCUGCUGCUGUAUGUGCAGCUACUGCCAGCCUUGCUGCCCUUGA